UCUUAAGCCGAAAACGCGAACCAAUCAUGCCGGCUGCGCCAAAUUCAACAUUGACUUGUCGCCUUCACACCACAUCAUGAAUUCUUGGGCACCUCUGGCCCCUUCCAAGGCAGGAUCAUCAUCAGCCUCAUCUUGGGCAUCGGUACUUAAGCCUGCCAAGCAUGCAGCCCAGACUGCGACGUCAGGUCCACUGAUAGGCCGAUACCCAGAAUCCAUCGUGCUCCGCAUAGUCCACCAUCUUCCCAUACCUGAUUUGCCCAACGUCGCGAGAUGCAAUCGGGCUCUGGCAAAACUUGUUAGAGAUGAAAGAAUAUGGGAGAAACGAUGCAAGCUGCUGGGAUUGGACGUGGACCAAGGGGGCGAGCCGUCUCAAAUAGCCGUCGAGAAGUCCGCACAAGCUCCUCGGCGUCAAGGGUCUCUGCGGAGGUCGAUUGAAGAAGACUAUGGAGACUUCUCAAACGGAGACUUUGAAGAUGUAGAUUUCGGAGACUUUUCUGCUGGAGUGACGACCAAGGCGAAAGAGAUGAGUCUUCUGGACUUUGACGAGGUCCCCCUACCCUCUCGUCCGGCUGCCAAUGGAAAUAAUCGAGCGUCUGGCUUCUUUGCAUUCAAUCCAAAACCGAUGAAAGGCACUUUUGGACCCUAUUAUCUCGCCUACAAGCAGCAUCAUCUAUCUCUCAUCCCCUUGUGCGUUCAUCUCCGAUCGUCGCCCUCUCCAAGCUCCACACUAGCGCUUCUCUUCCCUAAUGCCACCACGCUGUCCGCUCAGUCCGACAUGCUUUUAUCACUACUCCUUUUCUUAUGCCCCCGACUACAACCAUUACACGACUGGGGGUUUCUCCGACAAGCACUACUUGCCGCCGCGGACCGCUUCGACUCCACUUGCUUGGUAGCUUUUGAAGUUGCAGACAACAAAGGCAACGAAGAUGACAUGCGGCUUGCAGCGGAAAGUAGCUGGAAAGUGUGGGACGCGGGAGGAGGCAGUCGAGAUCAGUGGGAAUGUGGACGUGUCUGGGUGGAGAAACGAGAAGUGUUCUAUGAGACCGGGAAGUGGGACGCCUUGGAGAACAUAGUUAAAACGACGUCGCCAGCUGGUGAGCCGGUGCGGCAACUGGAUUUCACUCCCAUGGACGCAUUCAUGUCCCAUGUGCUAGAGACUUUCCGCUUGGACGCCCAAAAGGCUACUCGUGUUUUUCCCCUCGGGGCGAGAGUUGUCGUCUCCUUUUGUGACCGAGUUGCGAACGAUGUCAUUGGCGAGUAUGUUCAGGCCCUGCUGUCGCAAACACGUAUAGUCUCUCCGGAGCUUUUUUUACAGGCCAGUGCCGCAGCCUUCGUUCAGUCUUGGAAGUUAGUGGACGUAACCAUGGAGGUCCUCGGAGACAAAUCUCUCUCAAUCCAAGUGGAGGAUGUCAUCUACAAAAUGUUUGAGGUCAACAUUGACGAAUACCUCGACGAGGAAACAGAGUCGGUCAAACGCUCGCUCGACUCCAUUUGCAGAAUGUGGGACACGCAGCGAGGCGCGGACGCGAGUAUGGGGGAAGGCCCGACGUUCCUCAAUGCCUCAAAUCCAGAUCAAGUCAAGAAGAAUGUCCUUGCCGGGUUCCGAGAUGUUCUGCUCUUGCCGGUCACGAUUGUCCCUCGUACCGUCACAUACGGAGUGCACGCAAUUGUCUCGGGCGGCUCGCAUGCUGUCAAUGGCUUAUCGAUGUUGAAUCCGCAGAAGUGGAGUGGUUCUGAAGUGAAGCAGCAGGUGGUUUUCGAAGAGAAGGAUGAGCUUCCUCCUCCGCCACCAAUCGGAGAAAAAGUCAGAGACGAGGCAGACUCCUCUUUCGAUCGUCUACAGCUUCUAGUCUCUCUGGACACUGCGCUCGAGCUUAUUCAUGCGGAUCGAGAUUCGCUCAAGCGUUGCGAGACAUUUGCCAAUUACCCAGGUAAAGCCGGUCAUCGAGUGCGGGAGACUAUCGAGGAGAUCUUCAUUCUUCUCCUGAAGGCCGUCGGAGAUAGGCACAUCGCCCCGGGGUUCAAAGUCGCCUCUCAACAGAUGAGCUCCUACAAGCCGGCUGCAGAAACGACGAGUGUGGCGCCCCUCUUGCAAUUCUUCGAGCUGGUCCACGUUGGAGACACUAUCCAGUCUAUGGUACAGGUUUACUUUGACAAAGACUUGGCCAAGUAUGUGGACAAGACUGACUUUCUGAAUGCCGUGAUGAGGGAGAAGAAGAGGUUCGAGACCGUAUUGGACGAUGCCGUGGCUGGCGGUCUCAAUGCCGGUAUCGAGGUCUUGAUGAAUCAGGUUGAGCACAUCAUCCAGGUCAAGACGGGUCCUCGAGAAUACUAUCCAACUGAGGGAACUCCGCUCGAGCUCGGACCGACAGAGGGCUGUCGAGAGGCAAUUGCGUGUCUUGAAAUGCACUGCAACCUGCUCAGGGGAAGCACGUCUAAGGAGGUCCUCGAGGUAUUCUACCAAGAAGUCGGGAUACGUCUCCAGGCCAUCCUCCAACGGCAUCUCAAACGUCAAAUUAUCUCGCUCGAAGGCGGAUUCCAGAUCAUUGCCGAUUUGAAUGCCUAUCAUGCUUUCAUCACCUCUCUCAAGCAGCCUCGGAUCACUGAGGACUUUGCCAACUUGAAGAUGUUAGGCCACGUCUACAUCGUGUCUGACGGCAAGGAUCUGGCUCAGAUCGUCCGUGACGUAACGCGAUACGGGGGAACUUUCAGACCCGAAGACAUUUACGAGUUCAUCCAACGACGGAGCGAUUGGAAGAAGAUUGAAAAGACUGUGGACAAGGCCAUGUACUCGCUAUCUGUCCGUGACGAUUGUGUAGUCAUGUAGCGUAUGCCUCGUUUUCCGGAGACAAGAUCGGCGAAAUCCCGAAGCCAUCUCCGUUUAUAACCGUCGAGCCUUGAAUAUCCUUGUUUAUCCG
Kockovaella imperatae is the source of this 2918-nucleotide messenger RNA. RefSeq names its product exocyst complex component Sec10-domain-containing protein. The record is from RefSeq and is a predicted model, not a curated record. Gene Ontology annotation, molecular function: protein binding. Bases 77 to 2827 code for a protein of 916 amino acids. Gene Ontology annotation, biological process: Golgi to plasma membrane transport; exocytosis. Lineage: Eukaryota; Fungi; Basidiomycota; Tremellomycetes; Tremellales; Cuniculitremaceae. The transcript has 9 exons. Gene Ontology annotation, cellular component: cytoplasm; exocyst.